Zootoca vivipara (common lizard) is the source of this 654-nucleotide messenger RNA. RefSeq names its product olfactory receptor 14A16-like. Lineage: Eukaryota; Metazoa; Chordata; Lepidosauria; Squamata; Lacertidae. The record is from RefSeq and is a predicted model, not a curated record. Gene Ontology annotation, molecular function: olfactory receptor activity; G protein-coupled receptor activity. Gene Ontology annotation, cellular component: membrane. Gene Ontology annotation, biological process: G protein-coupled receptor signaling pathway.
AUGAUGAACCAGUCAAGAGUAAGUGGAUUCCUACUACAUGGCUUUCCUGAUAUUCGGGAGGUGCAGGUAUUUCACAUCAACCUUUUUAUCAUAAUAUAUUUGGUGGCCCUCACAGAAAAUAUCAUGAUCAUCACAGUCAUCUUCUACAGCCAUCAGCUUCAUACACCCAUGUACUUCUUUCUGGCCAACCUGUCAUUGCAAGACAUUGGCUCCAUAUCGGUUACAGUUCCCAAGUCCAUUGCAAAUUCCUUGAUGAAGACCCAAACCAUCUCUUACUCUGGAUGUGCCUGUCAAGUAUUCUUCCUUGUUUUCUUCAUAUUGUCUCAUUAUAUCCUCCUUGGUGUUAUGGCAUAUGAUCGCUAUGUUGCCAUCUGCAAUCCACUGCAUUAUGAGACUGUCAUGAACAAGAAAGCCUGCAUUCAGAUGGCAACCAGUGCAUGGAUUGGGGGACUUUUCUAUGCAACAAUGUACACUGGAACAACAUUCAAAAUUGAGUUCUGUUCUAAUGUUAUCAAUCAGUUUUUCUGUGAAAUCCCACAACUGCUGAAGAACUCUUGCCCUGACUCAGAUAUUACUGUGAUUUGGGUUCUAACUUUUGGAGCUUGUUUAGGCUUCAUCUACUUUGCUCUAAUUGCCUUUUCUUAUUACAGGUAG